AAAAGAUCCAAAAAAUAAAAUAAUUUAUUAAUUAUAAUAGAAAUGUUUUAAAAGUAGUGAUAAUAAGCAACGUACCGAAAAGAAAAGGUUGCUAGAACUUUAGUAAAUUCUAAUAGAUGAGUAGACAAUGCUGAUAAGCUGAAAAAAGAUGAUGAUGAGUUUUAAACAACUCUUUACGAAUGUAGUAUUUUCAUCUACAUCUUUGCUUUAUAUAGCUGCAGCAUCUGCUCUUUCCUGCUUCAUUAUCUUCUAUUUUGUAAGCGGAAUACUUGCAUUUUUGAUCUUGUGUUCAAUUAUUUUUGCCUUAUUUUACUCGAUUCAAGACAACUUUCUAUUCUUUCCCGAUAUUGGACUUCAUCGAUCGCACAUUCAAGUUCCAAGCAUCUAUAAUCUACCGUAUGAAACUGUCUACAUUAAGACACGUGAUAAAAUCACCCUACAUGCAUAUUUCAUAAGACAUCCUGAACAAAAAGGCGAUUCUGUACCAACGAUAAUCUUCUUUCACGGCAAUGCUGGAAAUAUUGGAGGGAGAUUAAUCAAUUGUGUUGGCAUCUACAAUAAUCUUCAAUGUAAUGUUUUAUUAGUCGAAUAUCGAGGAUAUGGAUUAAGCACUGGAACGCCAAGUGAAAAGGGACUUUAUGUUGAUGGACGAGCAGCAGUUGAUUAUUUAUUUACAAGACAUGACUUAGACCAUUCACAAAUAAUAUUGUUUGGAAGGUCGCUCGGCGGUGCUAUUGUGAUAGAUAUUGCAGCAGACACAAAUUAUGGAUCAAAACUGUGUGCAUGUAUUGUUGAAAAUACUUUUACGUCAAUUCCGCAGAUAGCAAGGCAUUUAAUACAUUUUACUAAAUACAUACCAUUGAUAUGCCAUAAAAAUAAGUUUACUUCUAUAGAUAAAAUUGAAAAAGUAACAACGCCAAUACUCUUCAUUUCUGGUCUUAAUGAUACCCUGGUGCCACCCUCAAUGAUGUCAGCUCUACACAGUCUUUGUAAGAGCUCUAGAAAACAAUUAUUUCAGCUGUCGGGUGGGGGUCAUAUGGAUACAUUCUUAAUUUCUGGAUAUUAUCAAGGUAUAGCCCAAUUUUUAACGGAGUGUAAAGAGCUGAAAGGUCCACAGCAAACGCAACACUGCCGACUAAAUUUAUGGCCAAUAAUCGAAGAAGUGUAAGCAGUCAUCGUCGUCGUCGUGUGCACAAAAAAAUAAAUGCUUUGCUGAUGAAAUCAUUGAAUUCAUUUCUUCUUCCUACUCUCUAUUGCUUUAUGCGCUGCUGCUGUUCUUCUUGUUCAUUCACUUCUUCAUCUGAAGUUGAGGUGAAGAGAGAAACUACAUUGUGAUGCAUGUGAUGAUUGUUAACAAACAAGAAUGAAACAAAGAAAACAAAAAAUAACUCUCGAUUUAAUAAUAACAAUCUUCAAAUAUAUAAUAUAUAACAUGUAGAUACUAGCGUGAAGUGGAGUUGACUUUAAACGAGCUUUACUAUUGGUAAAUUGUUUUUAGUAAGCUUUAAUAAUUUUGAUGACUUUUUUUAUGUUUAAUUUUUUUCAAAAGUUUUAACACAAAAAUUGAAGGGGAAAGAAUUAUUUUUUUUUGAAAAUCCUAGUUAUAUAAGUUGUAAACUAGGUUGUAUGAUAAGAUAAAUGUUUUCAAUCAUAUGUACCCCUU
Molecule: messenger RNA, 1663 nt
Organism: Chironomus riparius
Lineage: Eukaryota; Metazoa; Arthropoda; Insecta; Diptera; Chironomidae
Source: the annotation of a GenBank genome assembly